Molecule: messenger RNA, 723 nt
Organism: Papaver somniferum (opium poppy)
Lineage: Eukaryota; Viridiplantae; Streptophyta; Magnoliopsida; Ranunculales; Papaveraceae
Product: epidermis-specific secreted glycoprotein EP1-like
Exons: 2
Coding region: 1-723 (240 amino acids)
Source: RefSeq, a predicted model, not a curated record
AUGAGAGUACUGCCAACCUUAAUCGCCCUGUUGGUGAUAAAGCGCAGCGGAAAUUUGGCUUUAAUCGAUGCCAAUGGUCGAAUUGGUUGGCAAACUAAGACAAGCAACAAAGGCGUGGUUGAUAUUAAACUACUUCCGAAUGGUAACUUGGUGCUUCUUGAUAAAAAUGGUGGAUUUGUUUGGCAGAGUUUCUAUUAUCCAACUAAUACUCUCUUGGUAGGACAAGGUCUUGGUCUUGGGAGUUCAAGUACUAACAAGAUAGUAAACGGGGAUUACAGUAUGGUUUUACAAGGUGAAACACUUGGUUUGUUCUUCAAUCCCAACCCAAAAUCAGCAUCAGCAUCGUUAAAACCUUUCAACUAUUAUAACGUAACACAAAUGGGUAAGUUAGUGAUCAAUAUUACCUUCGACACGUCCAAGUUCUUCUUUGGAGAGGGGUCAUUCAAUGUAUUGGGCAUUGCUAUUAGUGCUGAUUCUUCUUUUCUGUUGGCUUAUCCUAAAUACAAUAGUACAUUGUCAAUGCUUCGAUUAGGUCCAGAUGGUGAUUUGCAUAUUUAUACUUACUACGAAUUAUCAGCUCAUGGAUUUAUUGCAUGGAGGAAACUUAUGCCGCCUUUUCUAGAAAAGGAAGACCCAGUGAAUGCUUACUACCAGCAAAAUGUAUGUCAUUCGGUCUUUGCAAAGAUAACCAAUGUUUUGCAUGUCCUACACCAAAAGGACUAA